AACGAAUCAACUUUAUGCGAACUAUUACCGGAACAUGGUGGGGGAGCACACCCGGAAGAUCUGAUCAGGCUGUACCAAACAACCAUUCUAUCGGUUUUAGAAUACGGUAGCUUCUGUUUUCAAUCCGCGGCGAAAACACACUUGCUGAAGCUUCGACGGGUUCAGUACCUUUGCCUUCGGAUCGCGUUAGGUUGCAUGAACUCGACUCACACAAUGAGUUUAGAGGUACUUGCUGGUGUACAGCCUCUGACAGACCGCUUUGCGGAGUUGUCGUUCCGGUUCCUCAUCCGAUGCGAGGUUGUGAAUCCGUUGGUCAUAGAAAACUUCGAAAAGAAAACUUCGAAAAGCUGCUCGAACAGAAUCCCCAAACUCGUUUUAUGAGUGUGUACUACUGGUACAUGACGCUGGAGGUAAGCCCAUCUCCGGUUAACACCAAUCGUGACAACUUCUCAGACUUCGACAGCUCCUCUGUGGAUUUUGAUCUCUCUAUGAAGGAUGAGAUCACCGGUAUACCGGAAUCUUUUCGUUCCAUAGGUAUUCCACAAAUUUUUGCAAGUAAGUUCGGGCAUGUUAGCGGGGCCAGACAGUUCUUCACAGAUGGUUCCAAAACCGAUGAUUCGACUGGAUUCGGUGUCUACAACGAAUUUCAUAGCGCCACCUUUAUGCUUCAAAAGCCAUGUUCGGUAUAUAUUGCUGAGCUAGCGGCUAUAUACUACACCUUAGAGUACAUUCGCACUCUCCCACUUGAGCACUACUUCAUUUUUACCGACAGUCUAAGCUCUCUGGAGGCUGUUCGGUCAAUGAAACCGAUGAAGCACUCAGCGUACUUCCUGAAAGGAAUACGUCAAGUCUUGAGUGCUUUGUCCAAACGCCCAUACAUCAUCACCAUAGCUUGGGUCCCUUCACAUUGCUCAAUUCCGGGCAAUGAGAAAGCGGACUCUGUGGCUAAGGUGGGCGCUAGCGAAGGCGAUAUUUAUGAGCGUCAAAUCGCCUUCGACGAAUUUUUUGAAUUGGCCCGUCAGGAGACCUUGAUCAGCUGGCAACACAAAUGGAGAGAUGGAGAGAUGGGUAGAUGGUUGCACUCCAUCAUUCCACAGGUGUCGAAGAAGCCAUGGUUCAAAGGGUUGGAUUUGAGCCGCGAUUUCAUUCGUGUAAUGUGUCGGUUGAUGUCCAACCACUAUUUGUUGAACGCACAUACCUUCCGUGUUGGGCUCUCAGAAAGCAAUCUCUGUUUCUGUGGUGUGGCUUACCAGGAUAUCGAACAUGUCGUGUGGGGAUGCAAUGAGUAUCGUGAGGUCAGAUCUGAGCUACAUGAAAUUCUCCGGGUCCGAGGAAAACAACAGAAACCCGUUAGAGAAGUGUUGGCAGGACUUGAUUUGGAAUACAUGAACCUGAUUUACCAGUUUUUGAAACGUGUUGAUGUCAGAGUUUGAUGUAGUACGUUCCUUGUUUUCGUUGUCCGCCUUUUGGUUUUGUUGUUCGCCCCUGUCUGUCGUCACCCCCUUCCGUUUGUCCUCUUCUUGUCAUUGUCUACCGAUAAAGUCCUUUCUUUUUGGUUCCAUUACAGAUAUGGACAAUUGUCCCAUCAAUGUUUUAAUAUAAGUUAGCAAAUAAUUUAGUUUUAAACCCAUAAAUCCCUCCUUCCCAAUUUUAUUUUAUUAUUUUUUUUUUAAUCCUUAACCUCGAAACAGCCGCGAGUACUUCGGCUUCCCAAACUAACAUAGUUUUAAGGCAGUAAUAAAUUGUAAAAUGUAUAACCAUUGUAAAAAAACCAAAAGAUUUCGGCUCAGUUAUGCCCAUGUGGCGCCCGAGCCUUCCAAAUAAAC
Molecule: messenger RNA, 1826 nt
Organism: Aedes albopictus (Asian tiger mosquito)
Lineage: Eukaryota; Metazoa; Arthropoda; Insecta; Diptera; Culicidae
Exons: 2
Coding region: 291-1433 (380 amino acids)
Biological process (GO): DNA replication, removal of RNA primer
Molecular function (GO): RNA-DNA hybrid ribonuclease activity; nucleic acid binding
Source: RefSeq, a predicted model, not a curated record